UGCCAAAUCCUUGGGCACCAGUAGAAGAGCUUGGUUUCUGCAGCUCCUAGAUCUCAAGGUGGAAAAUGGCAACUUUAAAUGAAAAGAAGACCUGUAGCCAAAGAAUGGAAAAUUUCCAACGUUUUUUAUGGAAUCCAGACACAGGACAGUUAAUGGGAAGAACUUUGAUUAAUUGGGUAUGGAUUAGUCUUUACUAUGUUGCAUUCUAUGUGGUAAUGACUGGGCUAUUCUCACUUGCUAUCUAUUCUUUAAUGAGGACACUUAAUCCAUAUACACCGGAUUAUCAAGAUCAAUUAAAAUCACCAGGAGUGACAUUACGACCAGAUGUAUACGGAGAAAAAGGAUUGGAAAUUUAUUAUAAUAUUUCUCAGCAGUCCUCCUGGGAUGGUUAUAUUGCAACACUUCAGAACUUUCUUUCAGCAUACAAUGAAACUAUGCAACAAGGCAACAUCAACUGUACUCGUGAAAGUUAUUACUUCCAAACGACAUUUGAUGCUCCAAAUAAGGAAAAAUAUUCUUGCAAAUUUACAAAAGAUAUACUUGAAAACUGCUCUGGUGUGACGGAUCCCACUUUUGGUUUUCCUGAAGGAAGGCCAUGCUUAAUAAUAAAGAUGAACAGAAUUAUCAAUUUUCUCCCUGGCAAUGGCACUGCACCAAGAGUAAACUGCACAGCUCUGGAUGCCAGCCCACUUGAAGUGGCAUAUUAUCCUGCAAAUGGAACUUUUAGCCUUCACUACUUCCCUUACUAUGGACUUAAGGCACAGCCUAACUACACUAAUCCAUUGGUAGCAGUGAAACUUCUCAACAUUUCUUUAAACAAAGAACUACACAUAGUAUGCAGAGUUAUUGGCACUGGAAUUACUUCAGAUAACCCACAUGAUCCAUACGAAGGAAAAGUAGAAUUCAAAAUUCGGAUACAAAAUUAAGCAGGGUUCAUAAAAACUUUGCAUAGAGUAUUUAUGUAUCAUGUAAUUUUUUAUUGGUUAUUUGUAUGAUUUCAAUUUGAAUAAGUGUAUAGUUUAUAGCAAAAUUAGUCACAACUUUAAGAAUCAACUGUAUAAAGUUUCAGUAUCUAGUAUGCUUUAUUAGAAAUGUUAAUGUGAUUUUUCCACACCCUGAGAAUACUAAGUAUGUACCUGGUUUACUAUACAUUUGAUAAUGGAAUAUGAUUCCACUGGAGAUAUUUAAAGCUAUGCAAUAUGAAACUAUUUAUAUAUUGAAAAAAUAUUAAAUGUAAUAAAUUACUUGUGGAAUAAUCCAUACAAUAAAUUGGGCAGGAAGAAAAAUAUUGCUUUGCAUCUCAACAUAACAUAUCUCAAGAGGAAAAUAAUAACUAUUGUAUGAAAGAAACAUAUAAUGCAAAAGCUGGUAAAUCAAAUAUGGCUCCUGAGCCUCUUUCUUUCUUUGUGACCCUAGAAUCCCCAAAACAGUGUUGGUAAAUUUGGGCAGUAAACUGAACCUUGGAAGGAUGAUUUUCCCCAAUAUUGAUGGAAAGCAAAGCUAACUAAUUCACUUGAUAGUAUUAGCACACCUAGAAGAAGAAAACCAACAACCAUCCAAUGCCGUUAUGUCAGCAACUGUAACAACUUGGUAACCCAAAAACACAGACCCUAGAUGCAAAAAGGUUGCAUAACCCCGAUCUAAAGCUAUCUUAUGUACUGCUUUUUGACUACUGUCUAAUUUGUAUUAUAUUUGUAUUUUAAAAAUUGUCAAUUUUACAGAGGCCUCAGUGGAAACUUACUUUGAAUUUCAUGACUUAGCAUGUUUUAAAGUGGGCUUGAUGCAAUUGUGUGGGACAAGCUACUUAAAAGCAUCUAGAUUAUCUUAAUAUGAAGGCAUUUUAGUAUUUGAAACCUACCUGACAGACACACUUCUCUGUAUAUAUCAAGUACAUGUACUGAGCCAGAUCAUCUUCAUAAUGAAUCUUCAGCAAAUUCACCACCUGCAUGAAUUUGUAGGCCUUUUUUUGUUCCAAUAAUUUUAUUGAUAUUAUACAUGCUACAGCAGCCAGCAAUAAUUUAUCAUAGGAAAAAAAUGACAAAAAAUGGGUAGGUAAAGUGGAGACAGGGUGUAUGGGGAAUUAAAAAGAAAUUAUUGAAACCAGGUAAGUAUGAGAAAGAGAGGGAAUGGGGUAAUACCAGAACUGGUGCUAUGAUGGCAAAGCCCAGGACGUUGCAGCCACCUCUGACAUUCCUAUAUUGCUCCAUCAGUGAUAAAGCAAUCUGUAAUGAAGAUGUCCAUCAGAAUUCUGUUGCUGCAUCUGCCUCUUGCUUUUACACUAUGGGAAUAAUACCAACCUGCUGUAUCAGUGUAUAUCAGUAAAAUGUAAAAAAACA
Python bivittatus (Burmese python) is the source of this 2336-nucleotide messenger RNA. RefSeq names its product ATPase H+/K+ transporting subunit beta (gene ATP4B). Gene Ontology annotation, biological process: sodium ion export across plasma membrane; potassium ion import across plasma membrane; intracellular potassium ion homeostasis. Gene Ontology annotation, cellular component: sodium:potassium-exchanging ATPase complex. Gene Ontology annotation, molecular function: ATPase activator activity. The record is from RefSeq and is a predicted model, not a curated record. NCBI's taxonomy places the organism in Eukaryota, Metazoa, Chordata, Lepidosauria, Squamata, Pythonidae.